Molecule: messenger RNA, 5723 nt
Organism: Toxorhynchites rutilus septentrionalis
Lineage: Eukaryota; Metazoa; Arthropoda; Insecta; Diptera; Culicidae
Gene: Kdm2
Product: jmjC domain-containing histone demethylation protein 1
Exons: 4
Coding region: 912-4607 (1231 amino acids)
Biological process (GO): protein demethylation; regulation of transcription by RNA polymerase II
Molecular function (GO): protein binding; zinc ion binding; histone demethylase activity
Source: RefSeq, a predicted model, not a curated record
GGUAUUCAAAAUGUUAGAGUUUGCUGGCAACCCGGAGAGCAAUAGCCCGAAAGGAAGCAGCCGAGUCAGCAGAGCUCUCGAGCUGAGCCGUUGCUCGCUGCUGUCUAUCGAUUCACUCCUGGUAGAGUAUGCCGACCGAGGUGGAUGUGUAUUUUUGGUUGGCUGCGAUUGCCGCGCUUGUGUACCAAAUUGUGUGCACUGCAGGUUCUUCUGGCCGAGUUUUGUCGGGACUUUACGAUGGUGCCAGAGAGAAGCCAGGGAGAAAAAAGUGCGAUAAAUAAAAAUAAUUUCGGUUUCGUCAUUUCUGGCCAAAUUAGUUCGUGGAAGUGGGUGUGCGGUGUGUCAUGAGAAGAGGAACAGUAUCUCGCCGAAAACGUAUUACUAACAAACCGAAUAAAAAAGAAUUCAGAAACCUCGGCUCAACCUGUAUGUACACAAAGUAUGAAGAGAGCUAAGUUGAAGGAACGUUCGUGAGGGGAUAAGGGCAGCGCAGUGAUGAGACUGGUUUUGCUGGUGAAGAAGUAGUUUGGAUGGAAAACUGUGUGUCGAGGACGGAAUGCAAAGUCGAGCAGCGGAGAGGUUUAAAUGUUUUUAAGAUAUGAAGAUGUGAGAAGAAUUCCGAUUUAUUUAGCAGCUAUCAUCCAAUACGCAAACACGAACAGGCCAGGCGGGGAUAAUAUGUAGCGAAUCGGUGUAAAGGCUACGCAAAUGAUUGUGAUAAAGAGAGGAGCUAACAAUAGAGGAUGAAAACAAUGCCCAAGAUGGAUGAUUUAAAACAACCCGCCGCGCUUAAGUAGCGCAGAAUUUGUUUGUACCGGUGACCGACCACAGCAGGCAAUUAUCGAACGAAGUUGUUGGUGUCGGCAUUGAGGAAAGUGAAAUGUAAACAGUGAUUACGUGUUCGCGCGUAUAUGUAUAGCGGCGGAGAGAUGCAGAAGAGGGAAUAUGACGAAGAAGUUGCACCGAAGUCGCGCGAACGGAAGCAACGAAAGCUGUACGCGGAGGAAUGGGCCCUUGGCGAUGAUGACUACGAGGGAGCGCGCGGAUUCAGCGUUGCCGAGAAGCUGGAAUCGUCCCGUUUUGCGCAGUCCGGGAUGGUGCGUGAAAUGAAGGGCAGCGAUCUGAGCGUUGGCUUUCUACAACAGUACGGCUUCAACAUACCACUUCUGUUCAAGGAGAAGACCGGACUCGGACUGCAAGUGCCAUCGUCCAACUUUACCGUCAACGAUGUGAGGAUGUGUGUUGGCUCGCGACGCAUCCUGGAUGUGAUGGAUGUAAACACUCAGAAGAAUGUAGAGAUGACCAUGAAGGACUGGGAGAAAUAUUACGAGGAUCCCAACAAAAAGAAGCUGCUGAAUGUGAUCUCGCUCGAAUUUUCCCACACGAAGCUGGAGAAUUACGUACAAAGCCCGAACAUAGUGCGGCAGAUUGAUUGGGUCGAUGUGGUGUGGCCGAAGCAGCUGAAGGAAUCCCAGGUCGAAUCGACAAAUGUGCUAAACGAGAUGAUGUACCCGAAAGUGCAAAAGUACUGUCUAAUGUCAGUGAAGAAUUGUUUUACAGAUUUCCACGUGGAUUUCGGUGGGACAUCAGUGUGGUAUCAUAUAUUGAAGGGUAGCAAAGUAUUUUGGUUGAUUCCACCGACAGAGAAAAAUUUACAGCUGUACGAGAAAUGGGUGUUGUCCGGGAAGCAAUCGGAUGUGUUCUUUGGUGAUACUGUUGAGAAGUGCGCGAGGGUUUAUCUAACCGCCGGAAAUACGUUUUUCAUUCCAACUGGAUGGAUUCAUGCGGUCUAUACGCCAACGGAUUCGUUGGUAUUCGGCGGAAACUUUCUUCACUCGUUUGGGAUUGUGAAACAGCUGAAAAUCGCCCAGGUCGAGGAUAACACGAAAGUACCACAGAAAUUCCGCUACCCUUUCUUCACCGAAAUGCUGUGGUAUGUAUUGGCCAAGUACGUUUACACGUUGCUAGGGCACUCACAUUUGGAGGGAGAGCCUGGGCGGGAAGCGGAACUGGACGGAAAACCACAUGUGCAUUUAACCCAUUACGAACUGUUCGGAUUGAAGGAGAUUGUGAUGUAUUUAUAUGAUCUGCCCCCGCAGAAGAAAAAUGUUCCGGAUUUGAUCAAGGAUCCGGUUGCUUUAAUCAAGGAUGUUCGGACGUUGGUCGAACGUCACUGCAAAGACAAUCCAGAACAAGCAAUCACUGGCGCACCAGUAUUACAUCCCGAUCUCAACAAAAGCAAUAAUGCGUACCUUCGUGAACGUUACGAGUACUAUGCCGGGGAUGGCAUAAAAACUCCUGGUUCUCACGAGGAGGAAGGCGAGGGUUCACAGCCCAGUCAGGAAGAAAAUACGCAGGAUAUGAUUCCACAACCCCAACCAACGGAGCAUUUAGUAUCGCCGUCGGAUAGCCCUUCCACUGCUCAUCAGAUGGCUGUGACUCGGGAGGAGCAACCCAACAGUAAUGGAACGCCAAUAGCCCCAGCGAUACCCUUCAAUCAGCAGCAAGAUGAUGAUCGAAAUUUCGUUUCACCACAGCCGACACGUUCGGCGGGAGCUGGGGCUAUGCGGGGACCUUACAAAAAGAACAGCAAUAACCACAGCGGUGGAGGUGGCGGUCGAUCGAGCGCCGAGAAGCGUGAUGGUAAUGGUCCAAGGCGAAGAAGAACACGCUGUAAAAACUGUGAAGCUUGUCAACGUUCGGAUUGUGGCGAAUGUAGUUUCUGUCUGGACAUGGUAAAAUUUGGUGGUCCCGGAAGAGCGAAGCAAACCUGCAUGAUGCGACAAUGCUUACAGCCAAUGUUACCGGUGACGGCGCAGUGUAUACAUUGCCAUUUGGAUGGUUGGAGACAAGCUCCGAUAACAGCGCCAGCCCAGGCUAAAUUGCAAGCACAAAUGCAGGAAGGACCUUCCUCGCUGAUGGAAUGUUCGGUUUGUUACGAAAUAUCGCACCCGGACUGUGCUCAACGGUUGGCACCCGAAAUCGGUGGCAUUGUGAAUGAGGAUCUACCCAACAGCUGGGAGUGCCCAAGCUGCUGCAAAUCGGGAAAGAACACUGACUAUCGGCCACGUCACUUUCGAGCGCGACAAAAAUCGUCGGAAAUUCGCCGCAUGUCAGUUAGCAGCGAUGCCUCAUCGGUACAUAACACGGAAAUUGGCCGGAUAGGUGGUUCCGUGAUUCAGCAGCCGGUGAGUAGUACAGCCACCACUGGAGGAGUGCACGGAACUUCGGGUGGUGGAAUCGGCGAUAUGGCUGUGAAUACUCCUGUUGCACCACGUUUCCAGAAUGAUAUGCUGUAUGACUUCACAUCGUCCGGCAAUGCGGUUAUCGUUGGUGGUAACGGCGGUAAUGUUUUGCUUGAAAGGAAACCUAAGAUCAAGAAUGAAGACAUGUGCAACGGGACGGAGCUAGACGGGCAAAAAAUAGUGAUGGGAGGCCCGACGAAUGUGGCAGUGAAAUUGGAGAUCAAGGAGGAGCCCACGGAAUCUGGUCAUGGCAGCGGGAUAGGACUGAAAAGUGGAGAUGUUGCCGCCGGAGGGCAUCCUAUCACUAAUAUGGUUAUGACUAAGCGCCGAAAAAGUGAUGAUGGUAAUAGUAUGUGCAGCAGUAUGCAGGAUUCUGUGGAAAUCAGUGAGCACAACCACAGUCUGCCAAGGAAAAAGUCCUCUUUGAGAACUCAGCUGGCUCAGCAAAUCCAUAGCUCAUCAACGAAACCGAUGAAAAAGCCGCUUUAUCCAGUGAGGCCCGCACAUGUCCAUACGCCCGUUCUAUCUCAACCAGGCAAUUAUGCAUUAGACCACACUUGUCUGCUAGCAGUGUUCCGUUAUUUGCCGCCAGAGACAUUAGUAACCUGUUCACUUGUCUGCAAAACUUGGUCCAACAUUUCAGUUGAUUCUUCACUCUGGAAGCGAAUGAAUUGUGCCGAGUACAAACUAACUGCUAGUCUGCUUACGGGUAUUGUCCGUCGCCAACCCGAACAUUUGAUCCUGGAUUGGAUCAGUUUGGGGAAGAGACAAGUUUCCUGGGUGAUCUCGAGGUUGCCCGGGUUGAAGCAUUUAUCAAUCCAAGGAACGCCAAUCCAGGCGGUUCUCGGAUUACACACGUGCAUGUGUCCUCCACUGCAAAUUCUUGAUCUCAGCUUUGUUGCUGGUUUGAACGACUCGGCCAUUCGUGAAAUCCUCUGUCCGCCGAAAGAUUCUCGCCCUGGUCUGGCGGAUUCUAAAUCGAGGUUGCGUAACCUCAGAGUACUGAAACUGGCUGGGACAGACAUAUCCGAUGUGGCACUGCGCUAUAUCACCCAAGGUUUACCCAGUCUAACCCAUCUAGAUUUGUCCUCCUGUCAGAGAAUAACUGACGCUGCCAUAGCACAAAUUGGCACCUCUUCUGCAGCCAUAAAAACCUUGAUAGAACUGGACCUCAGCUGUUGUAAACUGAUCACUGAGCUAUCGCUGGAUCACCUGGCGAAAUGCGAUGCACUAACGCGUCUAGAUCUCAGCCACGUACCGCAAGUGACCACCCAAGCUGUCAUUAAGUUUGCAUCGACCUCGAAAAAUGAUCUGCAGCUGCACGACAUAAAACUUGUGGACAAACGAAAAACGUUGCAAUAGAGGAGAUGUGCUUCUCACCAUGUCUGCUGCCAUCUAGAGAAUUAGUGAUGCGAUUAGCCCAGCAUAAAGUAAAACAAAGUGUUACGAGGGGUUGGAAGUACCCGCAUUGUGCGAUCUGUUAGUGAUUUUCAUCACGGUUUUCUCUUCUGAAUCACAAUAGUGUUAUAUAGAUCAGAUAAGCGUAUAGUGUAUACAUUAUCAACAACACCCACAAAUGUUGCUGCGUGACAGUUGCGCACAUGGAUGAGUGUGAUCGUGCAAGACAUGUAGAACCGUUGUUCUGUUUCUGAUAGAACUGCGAAGUAUAUACACAAACUGAAACCAAAGACUACGUUUUAAGUUAAGACAGUUAUUUCACAACUACUUCGGACUGUAGUUGUAACAUUGUAAGGCUUAGUUUUACAUUUCUUUUUUGCGUUGGUUAUAUUGAAAGAUUUCCGUUUUUCCUUGAAAAACAACUAACUGUGCUAGAUUAGAAUGCCACCAGAGUGUUGGGCGCAUACCACACUUCGUUUUAUGUUUGGUCAAUCCGGCGGAAUAAUCGUGUUAUCUGGUUGUAGGAUAGAUACGUUGGUGAGUCAACAAUAUUUGUGGAAGUAUUAAACACGGACUUAUGAUGAAAGCAUGUAACAAUUCGUGUAUCGGCCGUCGAUCCCAUUUUGUGUGUCAUCAUAUCUUGAAUCCUUCCUCUCCCGCUGAAUGUACGCCAUUCGUUCUCGUGAUUGAUUGUGAUGAUUGAUUAUACAAAAGAAAAGUUACGUGUAGUGAACCUAUAUUCUACUGCAUCUACAGUAAGAGCUUUAGUAUAACAGUAUGUAUUUAUUUGGUGCGUUUUGGCGAUAGCCGAAGCGAUUCAUUUUCUACGAAAUUAUGAAUGAAAUUCUCGGAAUGUUUAUGUAGGAAAAAUGCAUGUAUCUAUCUGAAGCGUAACCUAUCCUUUCUCCUAGGUUAGACAUAGUUAGUGCAUAGUUUAAAGCCCUAGUAGAGAAAUGAGACAGUGAAACUGAACAUUAAACGGAAAGAACUCACACAAAAUAGAUGUAAUACCGUGUAGUAGCAGUCAGAAGCAAUCAUUGCUUACUUUCGAGGCACCCAUUUGUAAAUAAAUUCAAGAAA